AUGGACCAGUCUCCAGAACCAUCCUCCGUCUACCGCGUCUUCGGUCCUACAAACACUGCAACCGGCAUAGCCGCUGCUGCAGAUGCCAAUGUGCGCUCGGAGAAAAAAACACCCUUAGCACAAGCUUAUCUGCCUGUCCAACAAUCACACGUUGGCCGGUUUGGCAAAGGUAUCGACUCCGAGAGGUCCAAGACGACCUAA
Colletotrichum abscissum is the source of this 201-nucleotide messenger RNA. RefSeq lists its product as uncharacterized. The transcript has a single exon. The record is from RefSeq and is a predicted model, not a curated record. NCBI's taxonomy places the organism in Eukaryota, Fungi, Ascomycota, Sordariomycetes, Glomerellales, Glomerellaceae. The coding region runs from base 1 to 201 and encodes 66 amino acids.